AUGACAAAAGGUGGGUCGAGUGUAGCCGAGGAUGCUCAACUACGGGCUGCAGAUACAUUUGAGGAGGCGCAAACAUUGCUGGAUGUAAUGCUCAAGCAGUUUCAUACGAUGGAAAGAAAUAGAACGGAUCCCUUUAUUUCCAAGGUAGUAAUUGCAGGCGAAUUAAAGGAGGACUCCUCGCGUCCAUUUUCCCAGGUGUUUCAGGAACUGAUCGAUGCAGCUACAGUUAAGAGUCGAAACCCAUUGAGCGAGCAGAGUUGCCCCCCUUCACCACCGUCGGGUAUCUUUCUCGAUUAUGGGACACACUUUGUUGGGCUCUUUGAAGCGGUUGAUCGAUAUGUGGCUGAACUUUUGAUACUCAUGGACGCCGAAUGCAAGUCUACGGAGGAACCUAUUUUCUCUGACGUGCGGGUGCUAUAUUUAAAUGACGAUGUCGUUCCACUUGGUGGUCAAUACGUUUGUUUUGUAGAUAAGAUUCCUGGGGUUGUAGCCCAGUCUGAAAAGGUGGACGUACCUGAAGAUGUUAUUGCGGAGAUGGUCGCAGAUGACGUACGUAAGCUUACGAAGUUACUUUCGCUUGUCCUUUCAGAAGGCGUUUCUAAGAGAAAAAAUUUUUUGGACAACGCGAGGACGAGCCACCCAACUCUUUUUCCAAACACGUCGUCUCUGAAAAUGUAUGUGAAGAGUGACCUUUUCUUGACACUGGACGAAUACCAUCGUGUUUUUGGUAAACUACCCGAGUUGGUCAGGGAUGUUGAAGUUAACCACCCUGUUGAUCAGCCGUUGAAGUAUUAA
Messenger RNA from Trypanosoma brucei brucei TREU927, 795 nucleotides. RefSeq lists its product as hypothetical. Bases 1 to 795 code for a protein of 264 amino acids. Lineage: Eukaryota; Euglenozoa; Kinetoplastea; Trypanosomatida; Trypanosomatidae. The record is from RefSeq and is a predicted model, not a curated record. The transcript has a single exon.